This is a messenger RNA of Zychaea mexicana, 2240 nucleotides long. RefSeq names its product rho guanine nucleotide exchange factor. The transcript is spliced from 7 exons. The coding region runs from base 1 to 2190 and encodes 729 amino acids. Lineage: Eukaryota; Fungi; Mucoromycota; Mucoromycetes; Mucorales; Lichtheimiaceae. The record is from RefSeq and is a predicted model, not a curated record. Gene Ontology annotation, molecular function: guanyl-nucleotide exchange factor activity.
AUGGGCAAAUUGAACCGCGAUCAUCAAAGUAACAGCUACAAUACUGUACAACAAGGGCACACGAUAUUUGAAGGAGAAGACACCAAAGAGCUGCUGAGUCAUCAUUCUGCCUCUUCUUCUUCGCGUACUACUCAUGCAUCAUCAAAUUAUCAGCAGCAACAGCACCAUGGUGGGCUGCAUAAAAAAAUUAAGCAAUCGAAAAUUGCCAAACAUACCAGCGACUAUCUACAGCGUAAAUUGGCCAACUUGACUCUCAAGCACGUCAAAAAUAGCAGUCCUUCAGAGGAAAUGCCACCGAUCAUUGUGCAUUUUCAUCACAACAACAGCAACAAUUCUAGGACCAGCCGUGAUUCCGACAGUGUCAUGAGCAAUAGCAGUGCUGCAACAACGCUCACAUGGCGAGCCACAUUAGGACCCGAGGAUAACGAGCUCGUGUCUUCGCUUUCUUCUAAACAAAUCCAAUACCAGGAACUUUUACACGAGUUCGUCAUGACCGAAGAGACAUACCUUUCUGAUCUUCAGCUUGUAACACAGGUUUUUGUGACGGACCUACAACCUUCAUGGAACAACCUCCCGGAACCGAUUCAACGAACUUUCGAGAGCUUGCAUGUCAUUAUCGAAUUUCACACUGCGGUAGUGGCUAAUUUGCGCGAGUGUCAGAGUGCGCAGCCGCCACUUAUCGUUGGCGACGUCGUUGAACGAUUCAGAAACUAUGAAAUCUACAAGAUCCCACAUAUCUUUAACGUUUACAAAGAGUAUUUUGCCAACUUUGAAUCUGCCAACGAUUUGAUUGCCAAGUCUUUAUCCAACCCACAAAAUGCUUCCCUUAAAGCGCUCGGUCAGUACGUCCAGGAACGAUGUUUGUAUCCAGAAUGCCGGUCUCUUACAUUACAAUCUUUCCUUUUGAAACCCGUCCAACGUUUGAUGAAAUACCCAUUAUUUUUAAAGAGCCAAAUUGGGUGCUUUGAGGAAAACGACGGGGCAAUCCAUCAACACGUUCAAUGCAUGAGCGAAAUGGAUGCUGCUAUAAGAAGUAUUGAGGAGUAUAAAAUUCAAGCCGAACAGUCAUUGCGGUUAUCAGAUUUAGGAGAACGUAUCCGAAAUCUGAAGGAAAUCGGCAUACAAUUAAAUCAACCACACCGACGGCUCGUGCAUGAAGGGCCACUGAUACUUGUUCCGUCAUUAUCAUCAUCUUCGUCGUCGUCGUCGUCGCCUACUUCAUCCUCAUCGGGGAAAGCGGCGGCGUAUCUUGCUCCGCAGCGUUCGUUUUCCGAAAGUUCCAAGCAAUUGUUUUCGAAACAAAAGAAACAACAUGUUUAUGUGUUUUUAUUCAACGACCUUAUACUCUUUACAAAGAUACGCACAAAGCGAAUAAGCCAAGCCGAAAGCGAACUCAGAACCAACAUGAGCGGAGGAAGGAAGUUAUACGGCCCAGCGCCCGAUGCUUUAUUCAAGCUCGCGACCGUACCUGGACAAAUAACACAUCUCGACCGUAUUGUGCUGCAACAAGAAUCAGCUUCAAGUAAUGGGACGAACAAUCGAUCCGCCUGGUUCGGAAGCUUUUGCCGUAAUGGCACUUCUACGACGGCGACAAGCCGCAGUAAUGGUAGCUCAAUGUUAUCCCGCUCUUAUCACCAGAACUUACCUCAGCAACAAAAUCCAGAGCAGAAUGUAAACCCACUUCAGUUUACUUGCUCGAUUGCAAGCAGAAACAUUGUCAGUAUGCUUCUGGAAGCAAAGACAACAGAGGAAAAGCAAUUAUGGUGCAACAGUAUCGACAGCGUGCGAGAUGAACAUUGUCAACGUAGCGGUACCGGAAAUAGCACAGAAGAUGACAGUACCAGCAGUAAGCAAUACAGCGGAUUUGACAAGAGAAGCGACAAGCCGCAGCGAUCAUUAGCUGCAGAGUCAAAGAACACAACGGUGGAUGCGGCUAAUAGUAAUGGUCAGGCCACGGAAGUGUUCAAUACCAGCUGGUUUUCUGAAAAUAGAUUGCGCAGUUUGAUGGCCGGGCAAUUAUUUGGAAAUGACGACGACGAUGAUGAUGACGACGAAGACAGCGACGAGUUUUCCAGCGUUUAUUCGAGCCUAUUCGAAGAAGGAGGACUUGACAAAAGUCUCCAAUCGUCAAUAUUUAGUACGGAAGCGUUCAGUAUUAGCAGCCAGCCACAACCGAAAAUCGACUGUUGAACAAGCUGGAAAAAGCACUAUAGUUAUUAACUUUCGAAGCUAUCACUGCC